UUUUAUCUUCCUCUCUUUGUUUCUCUCUCCGUGUUUUUUCUUUUGUUUGUGUUCUGGGUUUUUCCUUAACUGUUUGCUUGAAGCUUUGGGCUGAUCCAUUUUGCUUUAGCUAGAUGCACAGAAUCUCUGUGCUUUCAUUGCCUUCUGAGCACAUCUUGAUUUCAGGAGCAAAAAGAGGAUUUUUAGGGAGAUAAAUUUCCGAAAGAAAAACAAUACGAUCAAAUUAAGUGGAUUUGCUUCCUAGCCAAGCUACCUAUAUUAUCUCUAUCUCUUUAAUUAGGGCUGUAUUCCUUCUUUUACUCCAGCCCACCGGUUCACAAAUCCCACUUCACAAAAAAGAAACACAGAUAGCUCAAUCUUGUGUGUUUUCUCUGAGCUGGGUUUUCUUGUUUUUUCCUCAAAUGGAUAUGGAGCACCAAGAGAUCACUAACCCUGAGAUCACUGAGAGCAACAACAAUGGAGGAGGACUACUGAUCAAGCUCAAGAUGGCAAAGGCUGAACCUUUUUCGGAACAAGGUAAUCGGAAACCUGAAAACCUUGCUCCUCAAUUCACUAAAAUCUGUCAUAUUUGCCACAAAGGUUUCGAGUCCGGGAAAGCUCUGGGAGGUCACAUGAGAAUGCAUGUCCAAGAGAGCAAGGGACUGAUCAAGAGCUCUUCGAAAUCUCCGAAGCCGGCGGUGGUGAAAAAUAGUGCCACUGAAUUCAGUACUAGUACUACUGAUUCCAGUGGUGAACCUGUCUGCAUAGAGUGUGGUAAGAUUUUCCCGUCAAAGAAAUCUCUCUAUGGACACAUGAGGUCACACCCGGAUAGGCCUUAUAGGGGAAUUGAGCCUCCUCAAUCAACCAAGAACAGCUCCACUUCAACUUUAUCUGAUGCUUUGCCUCAAAAUAAUCACAAGGCAGCUGAGGAUCAGCAGAUUGAUUCUGCUGGGACAGCUCGAAUCUGGUUCGGGCCUAAUCCGAAAGUGGUUCCUGAUCUGGUUAAGAUUGUGCCUAGCUGGUCUCAAACUGCGAAAAGAGGUACGAAAGGUACUAGUCUUUCUGAAACCAACUCUGAGACUGAUGAUGAUUGUGAUGAUGAGUUGGAUUUGAGUGAAGCUGUCCAUGAUCUGAUGAUGUUAGCUCAAGCCAAUCCAAAAGGAGCUGAGGAGGCUACCAACAGCAAUUUCAUGACCAAAAACGAGGAUCGUGAUGGAAAGGACAGAACGGUAAUUGACUAUGUGGGUGUAGCCAAGAAGAGGAAGCAGAAGCUUGAAAUUGAGGAGGAUGGGGAUUUUGUAAGUGGGUUUGAUCUAGGGAAGUCUAGGAAUCACUUGGAGCUGGGAGUGGAUUUGAAAGAGGACAGUGAAGAGGAGUUAUCGGAUAGUGAAAACUCCGAGAGCAUUGUGCUUGCAAACAUGAUGAGGAGGAAGAAGAGAAGGAAGAUGAAAUUGGAAGACUUGGAAGGAGCGGUUGUUGCUCAAGAUCAUCAACAUCAAAGCCAUCAUCACAAAGUUUAUCCUUGCAGUCUUUGCAACAAGUCAUUCCAAAGCCACCAAGCAUUGGGAGGACACAUGUCAAGCCACAACAAGUUCAAGAACAACAUCCAGUACCCUGUGGAACAUGAUCAUCAUCAAUCUGGUUCUGACGAUACUAACAAUGGAAAUGCUAAUCUCACCAACGCAGCCACCCAAGUUGACCAUGAUCAGGCUGAAAGUCACCAAUGCAGAUUCUGUAACAGGACUUUUCCAACAGGUCAAGCAUUGGGAGGUCAUAUGAGGUCUCACUGGACCGGUCCAAAUGAUCCAGCUCAAUCGAGCCAGACCGGGCGCAAAGGCCUCGACAUUGACCUCAAUGAGCUUCCACCUAUGGAGUAUGAACAAGGUAUAGACUACUCCGGAGCUGGUUAUGGCACUUCUUCUUAUAAUUCAGUUACUUAA
Messenger RNA from Rosa chinensis, 1919 nucleotides. RefSeq lists its product as uncharacterized. The record is from RefSeq and is a predicted model, not a curated record. NCBI's taxonomy places the organism in Eukaryota, Viridiplantae, Streptophyta, Magnoliopsida, Rosales, Rosaceae. The transcript has a single exon. Bases 402 to 1919 code for a protein of 505 amino acids. Gene Ontology annotation, molecular function: DNA-binding transcription factor activity.